UACAGAUUCGGGCUGCGGUCUCACCCGCUCCUUGACUUCAAAUUGGGUCCGAUUUCCAGAGCUGACAAAAGGAGGAGGAGGAGGAGGAGGAACUACCGGGAAGGAUCCCACUCCUGAGGCAGGAGAACUGGGAGCAGCUGGAACACGACUAGAGCUGUAAGAAUGAGGGGCGGCUGGAUUCUGCUGAGCCUGACUCUGAGCUCCCUCUGCGGGGCCACGAUCGCAGCAGCAGCCAGGACUUCCUCUCAGACAGAGGACUUGUACCUUGAUGAUCGUGGAUCAGGAGGUUACUAUCCAGUAGAUGACGACGACUUUAACUCAGGCUCCGGCUCUGGUGGAGAUGAGGAGAUGCUGGAAGAAACCGUGACUGUCAGUAGGAUUUAUAUUGAGCCCAAUGCAGCUGAACCUACCAAGGACUCUACCAAGUCCUUUACUCCCAGGAUGGACCCCGGUGUUGAAGGAGAGGCCAGAGAUGGCACACCCAGGAAGCCUUUCAGGACAGAGACUCCAGUUCCAGUCACAGAAGAUCUGCAGAGGAGCCAGUUAACCAGUACAACCGAAUUGUCUGGUUCUCCGCUGGAACCCAUUGACGUUCGGACUGACAGCCUGUUCCAGAGGACAGAGGUGUUGGCAGCUGUUAUUGCAGGCGGCGUGAUUGGUUUCCUGUUUGCCAUCUUCCUCAUCCUCCUGCUGGUUUACAGAAUGAGGAAGAAGGACGAAGGCAGCUAUGACCUGGGACAGAGGAAACCUUCAGGAGCAGCCUAUCAGAAGGCUCCAACCAAGGAGUUUUAUGCAUAAAGUCUCGCCGUCUGUCGUGAUGAAGCCAUUGCAAGAACCCGUCGGACCCACAGUCCAACUCUUCAAACAGGAAACGUUUCACUGAAGCUGCUCAGAGGAGAACUUUUCCUAGAGAACUUUGUUUUUUCAUCUAAGGCCAGACUUUCUGUCUCCUUGUGGAGUUAACCUGUUUGUGUUUUAGUAUGUCUAAAGAUGUGUCACCUUCAUGUUCUUCACCUUCGUGCUGUUUCUCCUCUAGGUUAAAGUUCCCUUUCCGUUCUCACAUCAGAUCUCAGUCCGACCCAUCAGCCUCCAAGUGUUCAACUCAGUUUGGUUCCUUAUGCCGCUGCGGUUGGAUCUCUGCACAGCUAGUGUAAAAUCAGAACCAUUUAGAGCCAUGUGCAGUUCUAAGUCCAGAAUCAGAACCAGUAAGAAUCUUCUACAACUAAACUGGGUCCUGGUUCUGCC
This is a messenger RNA of Girardinichthys multiradiatus, 1245 nucleotides long. RefSeq names its product syndecan 2 (gene sdc2). NCBI's taxonomy places the organism in Eukaryota, Metazoa, Chordata, Actinopteri, Cyprinodontiformes, Goodeidae. The transcript has 5 exons. Gene Ontology annotation, cellular component: membrane; cell surface. Gene Ontology annotation, biological process: cell migration. The record is from RefSeq and is a predicted model, not a curated record. Bases 163 to 798 code for a protein of 211 amino acids.